AAGAGUUCAAGCCCCAAAUGUAAGCACAUAAUAUAAUUUAAAUUACAAUAGUGGCAGAUUUGGCAUUGCAUCGUUGGGUUCAUUAACCACGCAAGUAACUGCAGUACCUCCUGCUCAGUUCGGAGCUCUGCGUCGUUUUGGCAGACAGCAGGCAUGGCCAACUUAGUGUGGGUUGGCAUUGUCAUAGGACUUGCUUUUAGCGAAUGGGUUCAUGGUUUCGCAGACCAUCACUUCAACGAAACAGAGCUGUCUUUGUUGGAGGCUCAUGAAGCGUCCUUGGCUGGCCCCAAUCCUCUGCUCGUAGGACUAACCCUCAUUCCCGGUGCUUCAGCUAAAGGAGCAGUUUGCUUGGAUGGAACAUUACCUGGUUAUCAUUUGCAUCGAGGACAUGGAUCAGGAGCAAACAGCUGGCUCAUCCACUUAGAGGGAGGUGGUUGGUGUAAUAGUGUUAGAUCAUGUGUUUUCCGGAAGACAACGAGACGUGGAUCAUCAAAAUUUAUGGAAAAGGAACUCCCUUUUACAGGAAUAUUAAGCAAUAAUGCUGAACAAAAUCGAGAUUUUUUCAACUGGAACAGAGUGAGGCUUCGUUAUUGUGAUGGUGGUUCUUUUACUGGGGAUAAUGAAGAUAAGGCUGCUAAACUGAAAUUUAGAGGACAACGCAUUUGGUUGGCUGCAAUGGAAGAUUUGAUGUCAAAGGGAAUGCGUCAUGCCAAGCAGGCUCUUCUUUCUGGAUGCUCAGCCGGUGGUCUGGCUGCUAUUAUACACUGUGAUGAAUUUCAUGGUCUAUUUCCGAGUGCUACUAGAGUGAAGUGUUUGAGUGAUGCUGGGUUAUUUCUUGACGUGGCCGACGUCUCAGGUGGUCGUACUCUCAAAGAUCUAUAUGGUGGUGUUGUAGGAUUGCAGGGGGUGUGGAAGAAUCUGCCACGCUUUUGUACCAACCAUCUUGAUCCAACUUCAUGUUUCUUCCCUCAGAACUUGAUCGCCAGUGUUAGCGCCCCACUAUUCAUUCUCAAUGCGGCCUAUGAUACGUGGCAGAUACAAUCCAGCAUAGCUCCUCCAUCAGCAGAUCGCCAAGGCUAUUGGCAUCGUUGCAGAUUAAACUUUAAUAGAUGUACUAGAAAUCAAAUAGAGUUUCUGCAAGGAUUCAGGAAUCACAUGCUGAAUGCCGUCAGAGACUUCUCAAGAUCAAGCCAUAAUGGAUUGUUUGUAAAUUCUUGUUUUUCCCACUGUCAAACCGAGAGGCAGGAUACGUGGUUUGCCCCCAAUUCUCCUGUCGUUGGGAAAAAGGCAAUCGCUGAGGCUGUUGGGGAUUGGUAUUUUGACCGAGCUGGUGUAAAAAGCAUUGACUGUGCUUACCCUUGCGAUAAGACAUGCCACCAUCUGGUUUUUGAAUGAGUCUGCUAUCACUCUCACCCAUAUUAUCAGUUUCCAUCUCUUCAUUUCAGCCACUGAACGCAGAGCAUGCCAUU
Neltuma alba is the source of this 1469-nucleotide messenger RNA. RefSeq names its product pectin acetylesterase 10. Lineage: Eukaryota; Viridiplantae; Streptophyta; Magnoliopsida; Fabales; Fabaceae. The record is from RefSeq and is a predicted model, not a curated record. The transcript is spliced from 12 exons. Gene Ontology annotation, biological process: cell wall organization. Gene Ontology annotation, cellular component: plant-type cell wall. Gene Ontology annotation, molecular function: pectin acetylesterase activity. The coding region runs from base 154 to 1395 and encodes 413 amino acids.